Limulus polyphemus (Atlantic horseshoe crab) is the source of this 4902-nucleotide messenger RNA. Its product is annotated as transcriptional regulator ERG homolog. The coding region runs from base 493 to 1302 and encodes 269 amino acids. Lineage: Eukaryota; Metazoa; Arthropoda; Merostomata; Xiphosura; Limulidae. The transcript is spliced from 5 exons. Gene Ontology annotation, biological process: cell differentiation; regulation of transcription by RNA polymerase II. The record is from RefSeq and is a predicted model, not a curated record. Gene Ontology annotation, molecular function: sequence-specific DNA binding; DNA-binding transcription factor activity, RNA polymerase II-specific. Gene Ontology annotation, cellular component: nucleus.
GCCACUUGGCACACAGUCCGGACGUCAUAACUCGUAGAGAACGCUGAUUGGCUGCGACCGGUUGGAGACGUGUCAGCAGCUAUGUGGUUGAACGCCGCUGUUAAACGAGCGUUUAUAAAGACUGCUGGAGCUAAUCGAUCAACUCAUGGCGAGUGUGUUGUGUGUGAGUGGACGUGGCUGCAGAGAUUUCGAUAACCAGUGUUGCCGCAACUAGAAGUGGGACAAACUUUCUUGUCACCCUCGUCGCCAAAGCUUUUCCAAGCAUCUUUCGCCGAUAACCCCUAACAUAGCACGUUGAUUUUAAUCAUUACAAUCAUUUCCCGAAGUGCCCGUGUAGCGGAGCAGGCCGAAAGCACGUGGACCUGUGGGGGCCGGUGUUUAUGCUGUUCCGCGGCCUUUGAAGGGCUGGCAUUGACAACCGUGGCGCGAGACGGAGAGUGUCCUCAUCAACUCCCGUGUCGCUACGGGACCGCGGAUGUGUGCCGGUUGUGGAUGCAGACUGGGAAGCCGACAGACUUUUUUCCGUGUAAUAACGGUUCGCCCAUAGCAAACUUACCCAUGCUUUUCACUGAACCGUCAUAUAAAGGGGCGUGGCCUUCGCCUACUCCAACCCAACCUCAAGGUUACCAUCACAACGCUCUCCCUGGUAUGACAAAACCUCCUACUCUUGACGCUCACACUCAUCCACAUCUACGGAACAUGCAAGAUCCGUAUCAAGUAUUUGGACCAACCAGCAGUAGACUGGCAAGCUCAGGAAGCGGCCAGAUUCAACUGUGGCAGUUCCUUCUGGAACUUCUCUCGGACAGCAGCAACGCCAAUUGUAUUACUUGGGAAGGAACCAAUGGCGAGUUUAAAUUGACAGACCCGGAUGAAGUAGCUCGCCGUUGGGGGGAGCGCAAGUCAAAACCCAACAUGAACUACGACAAGCUCAGUAGGGCAUUACGCUACUAUUACGAUAAGAACAUAAUGACAAAGGUUCACGGGAAACGUUAUGCCUACAAGUUCGACUUUCAGGGCCUAGCUCAGGCAACUCAGCCCACAGCCACAGACCCGACUUCUUACAAGUACCAGUCAGACCUCUUCAUGUCUGGAUACCACCACAGUCCUAAGCUGAACUUUGCAAUGGGUGCUCACACGGGCAUACCCUCCACCACAGGAACCAUAUUUCCGUCACCGACGCCAUAUUGGACCAGUCCGAGUGCCAACUUGUACUCCAACAUAGCAGCGGCAUCCACGCAUCCCAUGCCCCACCACCCAAGUCACGUUACCUCACACAUUGGCUCCUAUCCACAUUAUGCAUGACCUUUGUAUAUAGAAAUGGAUAAGUGUUAUUACUUUUGUUGAAGCUAGGUUUUAUAAGACUUGGAGGGAUUAGCGUGAAGGUUAAUAUAAACGGUAAUGUGCAUUUCGCGGGUGAUGUAGGCUUCACUUAACAACGGAGGGAUGUGACGUAAACCUAAUUUUACGUCCAGCACGUGUAUCUAUUGAGACAAACACGCCAACAGUAGAACUUGUAAAUCUAACAUAAGUUGACGUGUACAAAUACUACAUUAUUUCGUCAUUUUGGGGAAACAAAUCCUUAAAUGAGGAUAACGUCUUAAACGUGUAAUGCCGUAUAUUUAUAUGUAUAAUAGUUGCACGUGUUUUUCAGCACACAUUCCUUGCAAGGAAACUACGUCUCGGAGUCACAAUCUCAUGAAUUAUUAUUCCCAUACCACUUCUGUCCCUGUUAGUACCUCCUCCACACACAAGAGUUCACUGUUAAACGCAUCCAAGAUGGAAGAGUAAUUAUAAUCGAAUUAUCACAGUUUAUUAAUACUUUAAUAAGAUCCUUUAAGUUUUGCUACUUUGCAGUUAUAAGUUAAUUUUUAGUAUUACGUGUAAUAAUCAAUUUUUAACAAUAUUUCAACCUAUGUCGUAACAAAUAUUUCCAGCGAUUAGCAAAGCCUUAUGAAGACGUUAAUAUUUUAUUUUUUGUAAGAGUGGUAAAAAGUGACGAAACAACGCUUCACCCUCUUCGGUUACGAUAUUUCAGAUAAAAAUCUAGUCUUAAACUAAGUAGAGGUGUACGAGGGCAAUGACUUCUGAUAGGGUUAAUCACUUUUAUUUACAUCAGAACCUAUCGUAUGCAUAAGUAUUAAUUUCAUCGUUUAUCCGCGUGAAAUUUAUGUUUCUAGUCUAUGAAUUAGUUUUAUGCCACAUAGUUUAAACGUAUGUUAAAAAGCUGUUAAAACUUUGUGCACGUGGACUGGUAACAGUUGUGUAACACGAGUUUUUUUAAAUGAUAAUGGUAAGUAGAAGAUAUACCGUUCUCUUAAAAUUAUGGGUAUUCUAAACAAAGGGGAAAACAAAAUUACAGCUGAUAGAAUGAAGUUCAUGGAAUUUAGCUUUAUCAUUUUACAGCUGUUAACUUUACACGCCGUCGAAUAUAAUACAAAGAUCUGAGUUAUGUAUAGGUUACUCAUUUGGAGAAUCGUCUUCUUAAAAAAAAGUGUUAUUAGGAAAAACUAAUUUUUGCUUCAAGGUUUGUCUUAGGGAUUUGGCGUUCAUUCACGACAUAUUUCAGAUAUGUCGUCGUCGAAACGAGUAUCUCGUAUGUACCAGUGCCAUAUACGCCGGGUAUGCUACGUCUUAGGAUAAACAAUGUAAUUUUGAUUGUUAUGGAAGUGAAACAAUUAAAAAUACUUUCGUAUAAGCAAGUAUGGUGAUGCUAAUAAUGUAAUAAGCUCCCAACAAUCUAUUUGAUUUCUUACGUGACUACCCCUCCCUCUCCAUGAGAUAUUUAAUUAUUUUCAUACUUCAAUAACUGUUCAUAACUACGCCACUGAUUUAUAACAAUUUACAAUAUUAAUUCAUAAGUGUAUAUUUUUACUAUUUUUGAGACCCACUUUUUUAUACUAGUUUUUCAGUUACUCACGUUUAUGAGAAAUGUUAAUUAGUAUAUCCACCCAAUCUAGUCUGACUAGUCGUAAAACUAAAACAUUGUUACGCUUACGUAAACAGAAUUUCUAGUGGUUUGUUUAUAUCACGUGGCUGUUCGUACGACCGCCCUCAUACGAAUUCAAUAGUUGAUGCUGUCACGUGUCGCUAGGAUUUAUUGUGUGUAAACAAAAAAAUAAUCAAAAUGUCCUAAUCACGUGAUAAAUUUGUUGGAAUACUUCGUGACGUAGAGUUUCGUAUACUGUAUAUUCCUUUUAUUCAACUUUCAGUAGCACGUGGCAUGCUGGAAAAAAAAAGAUACUAUAAAUAUUACUCUGAUGACUCGGUAGACAGGACUUAAAUAAAAACUGUCUUUAGUUUUACAGUGGGGUAAAACUCAGGUUAAAAAGUUGACUUAAUUGUUUCAAGACGUAUUACUCCAAAUAUUCCCUUGUAUAAAAAGACCCUAUAAAACUUAAAUAUUGUUGACAGUUACAAUGUACAUUCAUAUAUGCUGCUUCACAUGAUACGGAGUCCUACUAAUUGUUAAUUAAAAUGGUAUAAUACGUAUGUGUGUAUAUAUAAUCUACAUUAUUAUUAUUAUAUUUUGCAUUUUUGUUUUGUUGUUUUUUUGUACUUAUACAGUGUUCAUUUGUGUUCAAUCUGUCUAACGCGAAACAAGAUACUUGUGAAUUCUUUGCGAAACAAGAAACAUGUUUGGAUAUCGUUAGACCACGUUGUCCUCCAGUACGUGUCAAGGUUUAGGUCACUGGAAUAAUGUCAUAGUCACCAAUGCUGAGGUAAAGGGUGAAUCCAGUGUAUGAUUCUGGCUUGAAGUUUUUUCGGGGAUUUUUGAAUAAUAUCAUUUUAAGUCUUUAUAUAUAUACAUCUAACUUGUCUACAAACUUUGAUAGUUUCUACCGUUUUUUUUUUAUUAUUUCAAAAGGUGUUUUUGUAAACAAUUCAAGUCUAUCCAAUUACACUGCGUUCAAUCAUUUGUAUUCUCUUGCUCAGAAAAAAAAACAGUAUUUCUCUACUUGCACAUAAGUUGAAUGUAAUGUGGUUACGAAUUCCAUAAUUGUAUAGAAAAACAAUCUGGAAUUUUUUUUCUUUUAUUUUUGAUAAAAGCAGAAAAUAGAGAAUGGAGGAUUGAAAUAGUGGACAACAUUUGGAUGGAACCGAUUAGUACAUCAGUUUAUCAUAUUAACACAGGGUCAGUUAGCGUUUUUCCCGAGACGGCGAAGUACUAUGACUUAAAACAUAGGACAAAAAGUACGUGAUUUUAGCUUAAUUUGUAUUUCCCUAAAGCGUGGCCACAUUUCCGAUUCAUCCUUGCUCCGGUUUUUGAAUGAAACGGACAAUUUCAUACAUAACACCAAAAGGUAAAUACUAAAGUAUCUCGGCUUCUUACAACUAAGUUAAAUACGCAAUAUUUUGCUAACGAUGUACUUACUCAAUCAAUACGUAAACAGAGACAGAAAAAUAAUACAUUUACAAAGUAGAAGCAAACUACACGUAACGAUGAAUCUAGUCAAUAAACACAAAUUUAAAUAAGCACAUGCUCUUUGUCACACAAUACAUGUUAGUUGGUUGCAAAUGUUUAAUAGUUAGAGAGGGUUACUUACAUUGUUUUAUCAUGAUGAUUUUUGGUUCUUAUGUAAUCAUAUUUGGGACACUUUAUUUGCUUGUCUAGUCGCCAUAUAUUUCAUAUAUUAGGUCCACGAGUCUAGUCAUGAAGAUAUUUGUCAAUUGUGAAGAAACCAACAACCAAAACUGUCAAGUGUAAUACUUUAUAUUUAAAGGUCUGUUGAUUAUGUUUAACAUUCCAGAAUAAUCAUAAUAUUUAACAUAUUAUACUCGAAAUGUUUUGUGAGUUAAAUACCAAACUGUGAUUGGUUAAUUAAGAAGUUGUGACUGGCUGAACUGUCACUACUGUAUAUAAGAUAUAAAUGUUGAUGUUUGUUUUUUCUAAUAAAAAAUAUG